AUGUCUGCAAACGAUAAACAAUACAUUUCGUACAAUAACGUACAUCAAUUAUGUCAAGUUUCCGCUGAAAAAAUCAAGAACUUCAAACCGGAUUUGAUCAUCGCAAUCGGCGGUGGUGGUUUCAUCCCUGCAAGAAUUUUACGUACUUUCCUUAAGGAACCCGGUGUACCAACCAUCAGAAUCUUUGCUAUUAUUUUAUCUUUGUACGAAGAUUUGAACAGUGUAGGCGCUGAAGUGGAAGAGGUUGGUGUCAAAGUUAGCAGAACCCAAUGGAUCGAUUACGAACAAUGUAAAUUGGACCUAGUUGGUAAAAACGUUCUUAUCGUCGAUGAAGUCGAUGACACUCGUACUACCCUUCAUUACGCUCUAAGUGAAUUGGAAAAGGAUGCUGCUGAACAGGCAAAGGCCAAAGGUAUCGAUGUUGAAAAGUCCCCAGAAAUGAAAACUAGUUUCGGAAUCUUUGUUCUACACGAUAAAUUAAAGCCAAAGAAGGCAGACCUACCUGCUGACAUGUUGAAUGACGAGAACCGUUACUUCGCAGCCAAGACCGUUCCAGACAAAUGGUAUGCCUACCCAUGGGAAGCCACUGAUAUCGUUUUCCAUACCAGAAUGGCUAUUGAACAAAAUAAUGACAUCUUCAUUCCUGAGCAAGAACACCAAUAA
Messenger RNA from Saccharomyces eubayanus, 663 nucleotides. It is a transcript of the gene HPT1, whose product is annotated as hypoxanthine phosphoribosyltransferase. Lineage: Eukaryota; Fungi; Ascomycota; Saccharomycetes; Saccharomycetales; Saccharomycetaceae. Gene Ontology annotation, molecular function: hypoxanthine phosphoribosyltransferase activity. Gene Ontology annotation, cellular component: cytoplasm. The record is from RefSeq and is a predicted model, not a curated record. The transcript has a single exon. Bases 1 to 663 code for a protein of 220 amino acids. Gene Ontology annotation, biological process: XMP salvage; hypoxanthine metabolic process; IMP salvage.